Colias croceus (clouded yellow) is the source of this 5394-nucleotide messenger RNA. RefSeq names its product nucleolar protein dao-5-like. NCBI's taxonomy places the organism in Eukaryota, Metazoa, Arthropoda, Insecta, Lepidoptera, Pieridae. Bases 196 to 4761 code for a protein of 1521 amino acids. Gene Ontology annotation, molecular function: protein binding. The transcript is spliced from 5 exons. The record is from RefSeq and is a predicted model, not a curated record.
CAAACCGACAAAAUUACAACGCCACACGGCACACCACAGUCGACCGCGCGGGGCUGACGCGGCGCACGCCUUUACUCGUUACGUUCUAAAAAAGUUUACGUUCCAAUUCAAACUUUUAAAUUCAAACUAUGCAAUAAUACGUUAUGUGAAUUUUAAACAUUUGUGCCAUAAUAGUGAUGUUAUUUGUGUAAAAAAAUGGGUGUUCUAUUAUAUUUGUUUGUUGUGACGAUAGUUCUGCCGAGUGUUUUUGGUCAACAAGAUUGUUUUGGAGCUGGCAGUGUCGCAGGAGCAGCGAUCGGUGCAUUCUUAGCGGCAAUCUUGCUUCUCGUUGCGGUGUAUUACUUCAGAAAAUUGUAUUGGAAAUCUCGCAAAGGCAAGCACCUAGUAUUCACAACAGAUCCAGAAUCAGUCAAAGAUGAAUUCGCCUUCGACAACCCUGGGUUCAGACAGGACGAGAGGAACUGGCAGAGUGAGGCGCCAACCCUGCCGCUUGGUGGGAAACCACAUGGUCUACAUGUGGAGUUUACUAAACCGGAACAGAGCAAGGAUGACUCUUACAUACAGCGGGCCCGUACUCGUAAAGUAAAAUUAUGGGCGCGAGAUUUCACGGGACUCGGUUUGACGUGCGGCGGGGGCGCCAAAGAUGGCGUCUGCGUACAAUCUGUAUUACGAAGUGGGCCAGCCGCUGCAGCUAGAUUACAACCAGGUGACAAAAUAAAGAGCAUCAAAAUAGAGUUCUCCGGUACGCCAUUACAAGAUGCUGUAGCCAUUCUCUCCCUCGCCUCCCCCUACCCCGUGGAACUGGAGGUGGUGGAGGGGGGGAGGGUGAGCGGCGAGGGGUGGGGGGUGCACCAUCCUGUGAUGAAGCGGGCGGGGUCCACUGGCGAUGUUAGUACGCUGGAAAAAGAAGGAAAACUGCUACACCCACCCGUGUCACCAAACACAUCACAUUCAAACAAUUCAACGCUCGAAACCAAACACAGCAAGGGCGGCAUAAAGAAAAUCAUCACAGAGAAGAUAAUCACGUCAACAACACUUGAAAGAAACAAGAAAGAGAAGAAAGAUCCACCCACAACGUUAGAGCGAGAGAACGAAAAGAAUCUAAAACUUGCGAACAAAGCGAGACAUUCAGAUGUCACACAUAAACCAGAAAGGCAGAAGAACGGACACUCGACCAGCGGCGAAAUACAAAUCAUACAACCAGAAAACGGAAUAGGCCACAAUAUAGAACAUGCUGAAGUCCAGAAGCGAGAGAGUGAUCCAAAGAGAGCAAUGAAAUUCGGCAUUCGUGUUCUCCCACCAAAUGUACCUGAUGACGGCGUCCUUAAGCAGAAGAGCGUUGAAAACGGCAACAUUGUACUAGAAAAGAAAGCUAUCGAUGAACCGGACAAACCAGAACCACAAAGACCAGCUCCCACCACACAGAUUAAACACGAAAAUGAGAUAGAACAAAAGAAACCGGUCGUUGCUAAGCGACGGGAGAAAAUGGCGCCCCCUGUACCAAACGUGCGAGUAAAGGCGAAUGAAAGUGAUACAAGUAUCAGUACAAGUAUCAGUCAAGAUACGACUAGAUUAACAGAUCUUUCACAGUCGUCGUCUUUCACUAGAACUGAUUUAAAUUCUAGUGGUAUCAAACGAGACGAGAACGGCAUACCUCAAGAGUUACCUCAACACAUGUUCGACGCGGCGAAAGCUGCUAGAAGUAAUAGAAAAAGUUCCACAGAACUAAUUCAAGAGAAAGAACCGAAGAAGGAAGAACCGCCAAAACCAGCCAAAAAAUCUAAAGGCAAAGCACCUUCUCCACCAGCGGUAGAUAAACUCAAGAGAGAUGAUAAUAUGUUAGAGCAAUUGGCGAAUGUUAAAGAUUUCUUAAAGAAUGAGAAACACCAUUCUAGCCUUCUAUUUGAUAACUCAGUAACUUCAAGCAAAUCUACGAAUUCUUACAAUACUUCUACUCCCAAAGUUAACAAGACAAAGCGUCUAGAAGAAUCUAUUAAUUUCAGUCAAGAUGACAUAGAUGAUAUUGUCUCUAAGCCGUUUAAAAGAGAAAGCGAUUCAUUGAACAACUUCUUUGCAGAUUCAAAAUCUAAUCUUUCGUCGAAUCAAGAUGUGCAUUCAGUUAUUUCUUUAAACAAUAGUGAUAAAAGUGAAAAGGGAUCAACUACUAUUGAACUAAAUAACAGUGAUAUAACAAUUCACAGUUCUCCCAUGAACGACACUGUUCGAUCUGGUUCUGACGAUACCUCCAUGUUAGAUGACAAUGAAAGAAAAGCAGCGUCUUUAGGCGAUUUAUCUAGAUUCGAUUUACGAGUUAAAACUACUAAAACUAGCACAGGCACUCUAGAAAGAGCACAAAGUUUAGACAUAUCUGCUGAUGACGUCGAAAUCCAAGAAACUACGUUGUCACCUAAAAAACGUAAAGCCAUGUCCGUAGUAGAAACGACCUUCUUCGAUUCAGGAAACGAAGAUAUGUUACCAGAAAUGAUUGAUGCAGAGAAAGGCAUAAUAAUGAAACAGAAGGAACCACGUUUAAGCCUUAACAUCGCAAAGACUUCAGCUAUAGAAGGCCUUAACACUUUCCAACGAAAUCGGCUUAAAAAAGGUUCGGAGUUCGGUAACUUAGAAGAUGCUAUAGUAAAAGGUUCUUCAAGUUCUAUAGAUUCAGAAAAACAUGGUUCCCAAGAAAUACAUGUGAGGAAAUCGCAAAGCAGCUUAGAUACAACUCAAGAAAGCGAACAUGAGACAUCUGAUCAUUUAGCCAGAAGAAUUAUGGAUGAAAAUAUGCGGGUACACUUAAAAUUAGUGUCUGAAUUUGCUAAAUCUACUUCAGAUGGAAGUAACGCGAGCUCUUUGGAAACAACACAAGAACCAACAAUAACAUCAACAACAACCACAACAACAACAGAGACAAAACUUGCACCUAUCAAAUACGAAGAAAAAAUAACCAUGAGCUACGACACAAACAUUCCUGAUGACUUGAAAGUAUCUCGCAAUUCAUAUGUAAAUAGUUUGGAACGACCAAAAUCAGAUAUGAUGAAAAAACUACUCGCCAAGAACCCUAUUUUUAAUGUUCACCUCGAUCAAAAGCAUGAAGCUACUACAAGUAAAGAAACGCCUACACCAAUGACAGAUUCAUUAAAAUCUGCAAUGCACCAACCAGAUAUCGUUAACUUUGAUUUAAAAAGCUCCGAAGCUAAUACAAAAGAGUAUGAUGAAUUUGUAAGCAAUAUUAGAGUCGGUUCCAAUAACAACACACUUAAUUUCAAGCGGAAAUCUCAAGAAAAUAUUACCUCAGAAUGGACUGAAAAUACCAACAAAGAUAACCAAGAUAUUCAAACGAGUAACAUUGUAACCAUAACAACAAAUGAAAAAUCAGCACCUACUGAAAGGAGAACAUCUUAUACAAAAUCUAUUGAAAUUGGCGAACCGAAUAUAAGACUUAUUCCAGAUUUGGUAGAAGGUAUAAAGAGAACAGAAGAGAAAGAAAGUAGGACUGUAUACAUGGAACCAGCCAGUGUUUCUUUAACUAUGCAACAGGAACCCGUUCAAAAAACGGUCACAGUAAACGUAACAGAAGACGAAUAUGGAAACAAAGUGAUCACACAAAACGUUGAAAAAAUAUCCACAAAAUACAUUACCACUAAAACUGAAGCACCUUUACAAGUUGAACAAAUAACAUUCGGUAUUAUGAAAGGCGGUGCAAAUAUCGACGAAAUAGAAUUAGAAGAAGGCAACGUUAAAGAUAUUGAUAAAAAAGUUUUAGAAGAAAUAAAGAGACAGAACCCGAACAUGCAUUUCACUACUGAAGAACCCUCAUAUACAAGAACAGAAACUAUUAUACUUAACACAACUGACAUGGAUGAAUAUGAAGCGAAAAAACUAAUGGAAAGAUUACAAAACGAUCCAAGUUUUAUGGCACAAAAAACACCUGAAGAACUAUCGCGUCUAGGAAUCAAAAUAAUACAUGAUAUGGAAGAUACAAAAACGGCUAAAGACGAUUUAGUUGAAGUUACAAAAACACGGUACGCUAUCAACACUUCAGCGUUAGAAUCGGAGAAGCAAUGCAAAUUAGAGUCAAAGGACCAAGAUAAUGUAACAGAAAUACAAGUGGUGACACCUCGUACUGAGAAAAUGAGCCAAAAAACAGAAAUAAAUACAGAAAAAGUAUCGAGUAGGCAAAGAGCACCACCUACUAUAACUAGCUACCAAGAACCUCUGCUUUCCUACGAAUUGGACGUAGAAUUAAUAAACGACUUCAUUUCAAACGAACGCCAUCACUCAGCGAAGCAACAGACCGAAAUAAUAAAACGAACGAAAACGAGUCAAAGCGGGACGGAACCAAAGAAACGCCAUUCAGACUUCGAUCUACCCAGGAACAGUCACAUCAAAUUCCGUACAGCCACUUACGAAUCUCCGAAAGGCACAAUAGUUACAAGCACAGAUUUGGAAAACAGACGUCUUUCGCAAUUAGACCAAAUGCAACUCCGAGCUCCAAGCGAGCCUAUAGCCCAAAAGCCAGCCAUUUCGGCUAAACCGAGUAACAUACCUAUCAAAGCGUCUGAUAAAAAGCCUCUAGCUGGUUUAGUUUCUUCGAAAAUACCUGUGUUUUCGACACAGAAAUCGUUGAGUCAAGAAAAUCUGACUGAUAAACAUUUUUCCAUUCCUGGAUCUACGCCAUUAACUUUGAGCAGUAGUUCAGGAAAUAUUUCAGUAACUUCGAUCAAAAGCAGUUCUAGAAGUCCAAGCGGUGGUCGAUUGUAAUUUAUAAAUUUAGAUCUUGUACAAUAUUGGCAUUAUUAAGGUAUAUGUAAGUACCUUUAGUAUAUUCAAUUAGUGCCAGAAUUUAUUACCAACGGUAAUCUAUGUCUUUGCGAAAAUGUGCCUUAUUAUCUUAAUGAUUCGACGUCAUUUCUAUUGAAUGAACAUAUAGUUCGGUUGUGAGAAAUAAUUUUAGUAGUUUGUACAAUUUGUCACAAGAUUAACAAAAAAAAAAAAUCACAAACAUUCCGUCCGAAGAGUAUUACCAUAAACAUAACAAUAAUGUAAGAUGUAGACUAUAUUAACCUUAAUUUUAAUUUAAAAGUUUUAAUGAACUUUGUCUUCCAAAUGGCAAUGGCAACAUUGCCUUACAAAUGAUAAAUAUCUACAUAUUGUUAUAUUGCAUUUUGCGAAUUUUUAAAUGUACUUAAUUUUAUGUUUAAGGCGUAUCUUGAACUUUUAUUUUCAUUAUUUUAUAGUUAUUAUGUGAUCACGUUUGUUAAAUUAAAGUUUUUAUAUAAAGUUAUUAUGUUCAAUGUAAUAUCGCGCAGUUAAUAAUUAAUCACAAUUAUACAAAUCGUAUUUUAUUGAUGUAUUAUAUUAUUAUGAUGAAAUAAAUACAAAUUAUAAUGUUAA